AUGAGCGGAACACAUUUUUACCUUACGCUUCCGAGCAAUGCGUCCCUGGACGUUUUUCCCGACAACAAAACGACCGAAUAUCGUGUAAAGUUACCGCAACCCAUUGAGUUGGAUGGCAAUUGGGAAGUCGGACUGUAUUCCAUUUCUUAUCCCCGCACUUGGUAUACUCUGCGGAAUGUUGUUGACGAUCUAUACUUUUAUUACAACGACGGUACCGGAAACAAUGGCGAGGGAUUUUUCCUUGUGGCAUUUGUCGAUUACGGGCACUAUGAAACUGUACAAGAACUUCUCAAAAACAUGAAUGCCUCUCUAAGGAAAAAAAUCGGCAGCGACAAAAUCAACUUAACGUACAGCACUCGAACAGGAAAGGUGACCGUCCAUUUGGGAGCCAACUGUAAGAUUGGUUUAUUUAAAAAAUUGUCCCUCAUCUUGGGAUUCGGUGGAAAAGAGGUAAAAAUUGACAAAACGGGCGAAAGUCCACACGUAGUCGAUUUGAAUAUCUUUUCGACGAUCUACACGUAUUGCAACAUCGUUCAACCGCAGAUCGUUGGAGAUACGAGUGCACAAUUACUUCGAAGCAUUCCCGUCGAAGGAAAGUAUGGCGAUAUCGUUACGAAAACGUUCACCAACAUACAAUACGUGCCUGUUCAAACGAAAUCUUUUGGAGACGUGAAAAUUCUUUUAAGGAACGACACGGGCGAUCCAGUGCCAUUCGAACGGGGGAAGGUGCUGACAACACUACAUUUCAGACAGCAUACAUACUUCACUUGAGGAAGAUGAAUAAUCCGUACGUACGUUAUUAUUUGGAUCAACAACAGGGGCGUGGCAUGCCCGUGUUCAGGGGCAGCCCCUGGCAAUCCGGAUACGGGCAACAGACAGGGUACGGCCUGGGGAGCCUGUUCCGUACUCUUGCAAGAAAAGCCAUGCCUCUGAUUAAAAGUGGAGCGAAAGCUCUUGGAAACAUUGCCCUGAAAAGCGGGACAGACUUUGUGGGCGAUGUCCUGGCAGGUAGAAACGUGAAAUCAGCAGCAAAAGCACGAACCAUACAGGCCGCCAACAUUGCAAAAAGAAAAGCUAUCGAUACACUAAAGAGUCAAACGGGGAGCGGAAAACGGAAGCGCUCAAGAAGUGUAAAGCGUUCAAGAAGUGCAAAGCGAACAGCUAAAAAGAGAAAGAUAUCUGCAGUCAGGCGCAGUCAGAGCAAGAAACGGAAAACAGUUAAAAAGAGAAAGGCAUCGACAUCUGCAGCCAGACGCAAACAGACCAAGAGACGGAAAACAGCUCAAGACAUAUUUGGUUAAGAUCAUGAAUCUCGUACAUUCCAAAUCGCAAGAAUGCACAAAAAGCGAACUCGAUCUAUUCUCUGUGCCCCCAACACAAAUCAGUUUAGAAAAAGGACAUUGGGUAGAUCAUCAACCCGUUUCCAGUGUAGCCGAUGGUGGUGUCAUUACGUUCCUGUCUCCGGGCACUGAAGAUUAUGUGGACCUUGCUAGAACGAUUCUUGUGGUGAGAGCGAAAGUGACAAAAGCCGAUGGUACGGAUCUCGGAGCAGCCGAAAAGGUAUGGUGUUUUUCAUAUUGAAUACGGCGUUUCCAAAUAUUAAUUUCCUUCUAAUCUGUUUAAGGUUGGAGUGGUGAACAAUUUCCUCCACAGCCUGUUCAAACAGGUGGAUGUCUUUUUGAAAGGGAAACAAGUCACUCAGGCUACCGGAACCUAUGCGUACCGUGCUUACUUGGAAACCCUUCUGAAUUACGGUCCCUCUGCAAAAGAUUCACAGCUCACUGCUGCGUUGUAUUACAAGGACACUGCAGGGAAAAUGGAUGUUGCGGAUCCUACCGCGGUCGGUGGUAAUGGCAACGCUGGACUCAGAGCAAGAUACGUUUUCAGCAAAGCAAGUGGAACUGUUGAAAUGACCGGUCCCAUAUUCAGCGACAUAUUCAUGUCCGAACGUCUCCUGCUGAGUUACGUAGAUCUGAAAGUUAUUUUGAAUCGAGGCAGCGACGAGUUCUGUUUGAUGGCCUCCGAAGAAGGAGCCGAUUAUCGGGUGAAACUCACCGAUGCUUAUCUCAAGAUACGUAAAGUGAAAGUCAACCCGAGCAUUUCCGUGGCUCAUGAAAUUGCGUUGAAAAAAGGACCGGCCAUCUAUCCUAUUCGUCGCAUCGAAUGCAAGAGCUUCAUCGUUCCAGCUGGAAAUCCCUCCCUAAGGAAAGAUAACCUUUUCAAUGGACUGGUGCCGAAAACAUUUGUCUUUGGAAUGGUCGAAAGCGAAGCGUUUAACGGUGCUAUGAAAAAGAAUCCAUACAAUUUUCAACAUUUCAAUGUGUCUUCCAUUGGAAUAACCGUCAACGGAGAAGAAAUGCCAUUUAAACCCUUGCAGCUUUCCUAUGGUGCUGCACCUAAAUACAUCGAAGCAUUCAGCACCCUGUUUUCUGGUACGGGGAAAAUGUAUCACAACACAGGAAACGAUAUAUCCCGAGAAGAAUUUCCCAAAGGUUACGCUGUGUACCCCUUUGACCUGACACCAGACAUGUGUGGAGCCUCUCCUCAUUUUAACGUGGUGCAGAAAGGAAAUCUAGCCAUUGAUAUCCAGUUCUCCACAGCGCCUGCAAACGCUGUGAGUCUCGUAUGUUACGGGGAGUUCGAGAAUACCGUUCACAUCGACUCUGAAAGAAACGUUGUCUACGAUUACUCGGGAUGA
Messenger RNA from Paramuricea clavata, 2698 nucleotides. The record is from the annotation of a GenBank genome assembly. Lineage: Eukaryota; Metazoa; Cnidaria; Anthozoa; Malacalcyonacea; Plexauridae.